This is a messenger RNA of Cavenderia fasciculata, 399 nucleotides long. RefSeq lists its product as uncharacterized. The record is from RefSeq and is a predicted model, not a curated record. Lineage: Eukaryota; Evosea; Eumycetozoa; Acytosteliales; Cavenderiaceae. The transcript has a single exon. Bases 1 to 399 code for a protein of 132 amino acids.
AUGAUUGGUGAGGAGGGUGACUUUACAAUCAAUGUGCAACCAACCAUCAAAUAUCUGUCGAUUCCAUUGAACCCUAUCAUCCCAACAACUAAAACUAGUAAUCCAAUCUAUUCAAUCAGUUCUAGGAUCACCAUCACUGACCAAUCACAACAACAAUGGUUACCAACAAAUACAACACAUCUAACUUGUUACCUCAAAGAUCAUCUUCAAAAACCUUUGACAUUUAGAUUAGAUGAAAUAAUCAAUCACACCAAUGUUAGAUAUUUAACACUUAUUGUUAUGAUUGACGAUUAUUCACUCCACAACAAUAACCUCAUUUCUUUCGGUUUUGGUUUCAGAACCAAGCUUGGUCCAUUUAAAUUUGAUUGGAGAUUUGAUUCUUCACGAAUUCGUCAAUAA